This is a messenger RNA of Mytilus californianus (California mussel), 3734 nucleotides long. RefSeq lists its product as uncharacterized. Bases 159 to 998 code for a protein of 279 amino acids. The record is from RefSeq and is a predicted model, not a curated record. Lineage: Eukaryota; Metazoa; Mollusca; Bivalvia; Mytilida; Mytilidae. The transcript has 4 exons.
GCAAGCUAGCGACACGCACUUGUUUACACAGCCAUAUCAUUCAUAUUGCAUGGUAACUCAAAUUACCUAAUUUGCGUGUCAAUUGUCAAUCAUUCUCAGUCAUUUAGUCCCAUUAUGUGUUAAAGAGGAUAUAGAUAAGUAACUGGGGAUUUGUAACAAUGACUGCUGCAACUGAUGUCGUUGGCAGCUGGUUUUCAUCUGGAUAUUAUGGCCAUUUUCGAAGUAAAUCUCGCAAUGACUUUGUGUGUGAAUACAGACAAAUAGCAAAACCAGUGCCUCCAAAAAGAUUUCUUAAUAGAGCCAGGCAACCAACAGCCAAACAUGUGUUUUCUCAUCAUGAUAACAGGGAAUCAUUUUUAGACAGUGCAUUAUAUUUUGAACAGGGUCUUGGCAGAAAGAGAGUUCCCAAUGAAACUUAUAACUUCAAACAAGAUUUCAUCACAUGGAUGCCAGAGAGAGAAUUUACAGAGAGAUCUCGACCUUUAUGUUCAACAUACAGAGUUGACUUUAAAUAUUCCGGUAAAUCAAAUGGAAAUCAGAUUCCUGUUCCCAUACCAGUUCCUGUACCACAGAUAAUUAUUAAACGUCCAAAAACUUCAUUCGAUGGUGUUCCAACAUCCACAUAUCGGUAUGCUCAUAGUGAAGGAGGUCCAAAUAAACCAACUAUUGAUGCAAGCAACAACGAAUCUUUAAAACUUAGUCUAUUAAACAGGAAAAACCGAGCUAUGUCUGCAAAACCUAUACGAUACAGGGAAACCGUUGCCUCAUGUUUAAAUUGGGUAGCCAGUCCUAGAGCCCCAACAAAGUCAGCAACUCAGACUGAUGGUUUUAUGCCACAUCCACCGGCUCCCACAUCGGAGGGUGAUCGACAGGUUACAUUCCACCGAGAGCCUACACAAACUGCUCCCGUUAGAGAAACAACACAAGUUAUAGCUGAUCCACCAAAGCUAGCGUGGACAGCACCAGUACAGACAACAGAAGUAGCCACAUGUGAAUAGUUAUAUACAUGUAUAUCAAAAACAUAUCAAAAUAAUCAUUGUUAUACUAUAUGUCUACAAUGAACUUACAGAUUUCACUAACUAAUAAACUCAAUAAUUGAUAAAAUGUCAAUCAAUGGUUAUGCCAUAGGCAAUGCUUCUUGAGAUGGAAGUUGUUUGAUGUCAACAGAAUUGACCAUUCAAUUUCCCAUCAUUUACUCAAAUGAGAAGAACGAUUGUCAUGAAUAUAAAUUUGUAAGCUCUAUGUAGAUGCUACAAUCAUUGUUGUAGAUGUAUUUAUUACAAAUCUAAUCAAUAAAUGAAUGCAUGUUGCAUAUCAUGUAUUAAUUUUAAAAAAUUAUGCAUUUUCAUAUAUAUAUGUGGAAAUUAUUUACACAUGAAAUCUCAUUUUGAUGACUAGAUAAUUUCAAAUUCAAUUAUUAUCCAUUAGACUUGUUAGAUUUGGAUGUUAGAUGGGGAUUGUUUUGGGUUUUGAAGUGUACAUUUGUUCAUCUUAGUGGUAUUUUGUCUUCAGGAAAAUUUAAUCGCAUUUUUUGAAAUCUCAGUGGCUUGUUGAAUAAGAUAUUCAACUGGCAAUUUGUUUACAUGCUUUCAGCCAUUUUUAAAAAAGAAUUUACAAAUAUUACAUUUUUUUUCACUUGUUUAUGUUUCACUUUUUUCCAAUAGAUUUUUUAUGGAAUACACAGUUAUAUAAAUUAUGAUGGCCUGUAUAAAAUAUCUUCACAACAUUACUUAUUUUCUAGAACAUAAAAAUGACAAAUCCUAGUUCAGUUAAUGGAAUCAUUAAAGUGUUCACCAAUUUUAAUUUCAAGAGGUCAAUUUUAUGAAGAAUUGUUGAAACCAAAGUUGCCCAGUGGAGGUGAGAUCAAUCUAAUAUGAUGUAUCUGUCCUUCUCAUUUAAUGUUGAUGUAUUGAGUGUUUAAUAUAAAAUUUAUAUAAUUCAUGUAUAGUGCAUCAAAAAGUAUCCGUUAAUUUAGAUUUUUUAGCAUAUAAGAAUGUGACCUAGAUUCUAUAACAUUCCAGUAUUUGAUCAUCACAGGGUAUUUGUGUAAAGCUCAAUUUUUACAUGCUAAUAUAAACCAUAUUCAAAAUUUUUCAUAAGCUGAAUUUUUUUUGAGUAUUUUCUUUUCCAGUUUUUGAUUCACUGAACUAUAGAAAUUGAAAAGUAGUACAAAUGCUAUAUAUACUUUGUUGUCUGCUCAAUGGUCGGGUUGUUGUCUCUUUGACACAUUCCCCAUUUCCAUUCUCAAUUUUAUUUGAUGUUAUUUCUUAUUAUUGUUAUUUUUUAUUUCUUAGUAUUUCACAGUAUUAAUUGUACACAGUUAUUAUUUUUAAAGUUUUCUUUAUUAACUUAUAUUGUUGUUUGUUAAGUGAGAUUUUAUAAAUCUGUUUUUUGUUUACUGCUUUUUGAUGCAAAGAUUUUUGGUAUGAACUGCUGUCUAUAACUGAGAUUAAAACUAUUUUGUUUAUAAAAUGCAAGUACCAAAAUUAGACAUAUGGCAUCUAACUUUUUGGUCAGAUACACAAUCAGAUAUGUAAACUAAUGAAAAAGUAAGAAAAUGGACAAAUAUUUACAGGGAAGAGAAUCUAAAAAUAUAAGUCUAAUGAAAGGGAGGUAACUGCUAUUAUAUUCUGUGUCAUAUCAAUAAACCACAAUGAGCCUUGUUAGUCUGUGAUUUUUUUAUAGUUUUAUUUUUACAUUAAUUGUGAUAUUUUUAUCAAGCCUUUAGUUUAUAUAUCUUUAUAUGUAGUGUGCAUUUAAAACAUAAUCGCUUGCUGUUUCUUUUUUGUAACAAAAACAUUGGUCUUUCAAAUAUUUUACUAUUAAAUAUGUUUCUUCUGUAAGCCUUUUCAUUAGUAUCUUUUAUGUUGAAAAAAAUAACUUUAAAUUUUACUGAUACUGAAUAGCAAAUACUUGGGUUGUGCACAAUUUUUUUUAUGUAACUUAUCUGUUGUUAUUUUUUUUGGGAAAACAUUGUAGAAUUAUUUUGUCAGUUUUGAAUUAACUAAGUGUGGGUUAAGCUCUAAUAUAUUGGGUUUAGUGUGUUUCUUCAGUUAAUGGGAUUAUGAAUGUACAUUUUUAUUGUAUAGAAUACAUGUCUCAUGUAUGUAGUAUUAUUUGCUAUAGUUUCUUCAAUGGCAUCAAACAUCAAACAUUUUAAUUUUAACUAUAACUUGUAGAAGCUAGAUAAUAUGUAGUUGCUUUCAUAUAUUCUGGACACAAUUCUUGUGAAAAAAAACAACACAAAACUGUAAAGAAUGAACAUUUAUCAUUUGUAAGAACUUUUAUUAAUUACCAUAUCAUUGUUAAAAAACUUUGACAGUCAACAGAUAUUUAUAAGACUUAUCUGAUAUGCUUAAGUUUGAUUAUUUCCAGGAAAUUCAGGAAAUAUAUAUUUACAGGAUUUCAGAAAUAUUAAGAAUUUCUGCCUUAUGUUAUUUAGGUGUAAGAUUCUUCUAGCAAGACAUUUUCAGCUAGAAGAAAGAAUUGCUCAAGGGAGCAAAUCUAAUUGUGUAACUUUUACAUUUUAAAUCAUCAUUCCAAUGUAGAACUGUUUUCUUCAAAAGAUGUUAAAUCUAUACUUUUAAUACAGUCAUUAAUAUAUUGAUUUGUUCAUUGAAUUAAUUAUUUUUACAAGAAGAAAAAAAUCCCGUGAACAUUAUUAUCAUGUAGAUUCGGUCCUGAAGAAUAGUGAUAUUAUGCAUUUAUUUGUAGAAAUAAAAGGAUUAUAAAGA